Molecule: messenger RNA, 7742 nt
Organism: Xyrichtys novacula (pearly razorfish)
Lineage: Eukaryota; Metazoa; Chordata; Actinopteri; Labriformes; Labridae
Source: the annotation of a GenBank genome assembly
AUGCGGUUUGAAGCAUUUUGUUUUGAAAGAAACCGGAAGUGUGUGGUGUUUCAUUUCGAAAUUGAUGGUAGUGUUGUGGAGGAUCAGAGGAAGAAUUCAGUGAAGCAGACGCGCUGUGGAGGCUAGUGUGCUCCCUUAACGACAAAUUCAUGCCAUCGCCGUUAAUCCGGCGACCCGUUCAUUUCACUCUGGAUUGUGCAAAUUUAAUAAAUAUUUAGAUAACGGGUCCUGCCGAGCACGAGCCGGAAUAACUCCCUCUGCGUGACCUUGCAUUGAAUGUCAUUAUAAGGGGAUUUUUUUUAAAGCACCGACACGGUAAGGUAAUAAGCAUCUUCAUCCGCACGCAGUAGAAGACGAGAUAGAUAUUGAUAUUCUGUGUGUCUGUAGGUAACUGUUUAGCCAUUUUAAUUGAGAGAACAUAUUAAUCUUUUAUGGGCAAUUGUUAGUCUGUUUUGCAUAUUUAUGGCUGGAAAGCUUAGACGUUUUUAGUAAUAUCAUAUUGAUAGCCUAAGUGGAGUGUUCGUGCAGCCAGGCUGAAGGCCGUGCUGCAUGCCGCAGAAUGCAAAUUCGCCAUUCAAACUGUGAACAUCCCUGCUGCUGUAAAGAAAUUAGCCCAAUCCUUUCAGAAACAGAGCAUAUGGGGUCACGUCUUAUUUCAACAGAUGUAGUUUAUGGCUGGUACUCUGACCAGUUUCUGCCCGAGCAGUAUAGGAGGCAGAUGCUGCAGCAGCGCCUGAUCCGCUCUGGGCUGGAGGGAGAGGGAGUGAGGGAGGGAGAGGGAGGAGGGGGGACGCCAUCCAUCCUUACAGGAUCAUUAAAUCAUACUGAGGGUCUCACUGCGCUACUUAUCCCCCGCGCGAGACUGGUCCCUUUUUGACCCAUUUUAACGUAAAAGUGGGACACGAGGCAACCCCCCACAUUUUGAUGGCCACCAGGUUGGUGAUCCUGGUGGUCGUGCUAAUGCCAAAAAUCUGCUGACACAUGCGCUGUGCCGGCCGGUGCUCCCUGCCUUUGUGCGCAGUGAAGCCUAUAUCUCAUCUGUCAUGGCCUUAUUGGGCCACAGACUCCUAAAGAUUUUGAUUAACACUGUUACCUCCAGAACAGAGGUGUUUACUCUCUUAAUGAUGUGAGAAGCUGAAUGAUUAUCAUCUUCAAGGUGAUUUCUGAGUACCUGGAAGAUGACACCACAACCACUCAUACAACCUGGCUCUGAAUACCAAAUACUCUUGAAAUCUGAGUGUUUGGAGGUCUUAAUUCUUACAUUUUAAAUUUCAGGUCAUCUGCUGCAGCCAUGGAGAUUGUCACACAUUUAAUCAACGACACCAUAGAAUUCUACAAAUGGACCUUAACUAUUGCAGGUAAUAUGAUAUGCCUUUUUUUGCUCUGAAAACGGUUAUUAAACUCCCCUUUCCCCAAUGUUUGCAUUUGCAUUGAUAAUGUACACAUUUCCAGGAGAUUUUGCUUUUGUGAUUCAGUUAUAAAUGUAUCAGAAAUCUCCUUUUUAUGGUCAAACUGGUUCUUCUACAUUAAAUUAGUACUGGACUUCACCUACCACACCAAUGUCAAAGGUGAACACUGUAACCUUUAACCUUUUAAGGAUGUUAUGUUCUCAUCCGUAUCCAUUAUAUCUAAAAGAAAAUGCAUGCUUCAUUACACCAAGAUGUCUCCACCAUUUAACCUCCAGACAGCUCACCUCAGGAAAAAAUCCUGGCACCUGUUAGCAUCCAUUCGACCUGCACUCUUCUUAAAAUAAACUGCUCUGACUUUGGCAAACAUUAAGACUGCUUAUGUAAUGCUCUGAGAACAUCUGUCCCUUCUGCAGACAAGCGAGUGGAGAAAUGGCCCCUGAUGGACAACCCCCUGCCCACGUUGGCCAUCAGCACCUCCUACCUGCUGUUCCUCUGGCUGGGACCCAAAUACAUGAAGAACAGAGAGCCCUUUCAGCUCCGCAAAACACUUAUCGUCUACAACUUCAGCAUGGUCUUCCUCAACUUCUUCAUCUUUAAAGAGGUAGGUUACCACUACACACUACACUAAAAUAUACCUGUGUUUACCUGCAUGCACUAUAAAGGUGAAUGUGUGAGUCUUAUCCUUGCAAAAUCUCACCCUAUUACUGUUGAUUCAGCUUGUCUCUUCUUUCUUGUUUUUUAGCUGUUUAUGGCAGCGCGGGCAGCUAACUACAGCUACAUUUGUCAACCUGUGGACUACUCAGAUGAUCCGAAUGAAGUCAGGGUGAGUUUUGGGAGCAAAAGCAGCUUGAACACAUAACAUUGAGACAUACAUUUGGUAUUUAACACAAGUUAGACAUCACAAUAAUUUCAAAGAGGAGCGAUAUAUAACUGCCAACUGACCACAAAAUAACAUGUUUCUCAGAGAAGUUUAACAUGACAGCAGUGUAAUACUGUGCCCGUAAAAGUUAAAUAGCCCGCCAGACACACUUCACUCUCUAGGCCAAAGGAACACGAUCAGAUUUCAUUCAUCUGCAUCCUGCCUUUGUAAACAGAAAAAGUGCGAGCUGGAUAAGGCAUCGUGGAAGGUGUUCAGUUUCACCUUCUUUCCUCCUGCUCCAUGACAUAGUUACACGCCUGACACAGUCACUGUCUCAGGUGAACCUGAAGGAAAGCUGCCCUAGAAAUACUAGAAAAGAAUAGAUUUUUAUAAAGGAGUUUCACACUCAUGUAGGAAUUAGUUUGAUCAAUAAAAAUGACCACUUCUUGAUAUCACAAUUUAUAAGUCCAAAAGCUCUUCUUCUGUUCUUUCUCUUAUUUCGUCUCUCUUUUGUUUCUCUCCCCUUCCUCCCCCUGUACCUGUCUGCUCCUUCCUCCUCCUCUCUUGUUCUGUCUGACAUAGGUGGCAGGAGCUCUGUGGUGGUAUUUCGUCUCAAAGGGCAUUGAGUAUCUUGACACGGUGUUUUUCAUCCUGAGGAAAAAAUUCAACCAGGUUACUUUCCUGCAUGUCUACCACCACUGCACCAUGUUCACGCUCUGGUGGAUCGGCAUCAAAUGGGUGGCAGGAGGACAGUGUGAGUAUCUCAGAUUCAAAGAGAGUUUUGUUGGACCAGACAUGCCAGAUUUUACCAAUGAUGUAAAAUAUUGUUACACCUGCAAUCAAAAUAGAUUCAAAUGCUAAUUUUGCACAUUCUAGCUGAUUUAGUGCAAGACAAGCAACGUGCACCAGGAGAUACACACUCUUCAACAUCCUGUAGGGGUAAUGGUGAAAGGUUUUCACUGAUCAAUUUAGCAUUUAUCAAAAGUUUUGUCUGUCAUCAGCAUCUACAUCACAUGAUUUGGUUCAAGCUAUCUUACAUCAUUUCGUCAGCCUGAUCAGAAAACAUCAUGGCCGCCAGUGGUUGGAAACCUGCUUCCCUUGGGGUUGGAAAUCAUUUAUAAGUCAUACUUAUUUUUUAUGAAACAACAAUUUAAAGUCCUGAAAUUUAUUAGGACAUUUGUCUUAACAUUCAGAUGAAGAGAAAAUGUUCCAACUGUGUUUGUGAUGUUAGUUAUCAGCUUUUGAAAGAUACGUAUCCCCUGAGAUACAUUGCCAGAUUAGGGGUAAAAAUUUGGUCAAUGUGAAUUAUUCAGAAUGUUGUUCCAAACUGGAAAGCAUGUGAAUAAUUAGACAUUAGACAAUGAUCAGACCCAUCCCAAGAUCGGCUCUGCAAAGUGACACCAGUGCUGGAGCACAUGAAGAAGUGUCUGGAGAUUGAGAGUGAGAACAUGUUCUCAAUAGAUGAAAUGAUAGUCCCUUACAAGGGAACAAAGGCUGGGUCUCUCCGACAGUAUCUCCCGAGCAAACCUCACCACUGGGGCUUCAAGAUCUUUGUUAGAGCAGGCAUUUCUGGGAUGGUGUAUGACUUCCUGACAUACACUGGAAAGAGCACAUUUGGCACAGGUCAAGGUCCAGUCAAAGACCUUGGAGUUGGAGCCAGUGUUGUCAUUCAACUCUGCAAAACCAUCAAGAACCCAUUAGAUUGUGUUGUCUUCUUUGACAAUUUUUUCACCUCCCUCCCACUCAUUGUGCAUCUGAAGGAGUCCCUUGGUUUGCGAAGCCUGGGAACCAUCCGCAAGAACAGGCUUAAAGGAUGCACACUUGAGGAUGACCGUGGUCUGCUGAGGCAAGGAAGGGGCAGCUAUGACUAUUGGAUGGAUAAUGAAGCAGAAGUGGCUGCUGUAAAAUGAUCUGACAACAAAGUUGUCACCUUAGCUAGCUCCUGUGCUGCAAUAAGCCCUGUUAAGGAAGUCAGACGUUUCUGGUACCUGUGCCUCUUUUGGCAAAUGGCUGAUAUAGCCAUCAACGAUGGAUGGCUGCUGUAUCGCUGAGAUGCCAAAAGCAUUGGUGUUCAAAAGCACAAAAAGCUAAAAAAAUUCAGGCUGGAAGUUGCAGAUGCCCUUAUCCACAGUGGAAAGAAGAAGGGAAGGCCUUCCAAACGAGGGGAGGAGAAUGUGCACAGCCCCACCAGAUGCAUACAAAGGCCAACAACCCCAAGACCCACGGCUGAUGUCCGCCACGAUCAAGUGGAUCACUUCCCAGCUUUCACCGACAAGGGAAGGUGCAGGUUUUGCCCAGAAGGGCAAAAAUCUAUUGCACAAAAUGUGGUGUUCGUCUGUGCAUCAUCACUGGGAAAAACCCACGCAACUGCUUCCAAGCGUUCCAUAAAAAAUGAAAUAUAGAGGGGAAAUGAGGGGCAUUGAUCAUAGAGUUCUCACCAGUAUAGAAAACUUGGACCCAAGAAAUUUCCCCAGUGUUCAGUUUUGUAUGUAUCCUUUGAGAAAAUGAAAUUGCUGCAUUGUUUUGUGUAAUGUUCAAUGCACAAAAAGUUCAAUAUGUUCCUCAUGAUAUUUUCCGUUGUACUUUUUUGACACUCUUUAAAGAGAUUGCCUCAAAAUUAGAUUAUUCAACUGGAUUGGUAAAAAUGAAUAAAAUCAACCUUAAAAGUCCUAUGUGUAAUGUACAUGAACAAGCAAUAGAAAAUGUAUAAUUUAUCUUCAUCAAAUUAAACAUUAAUAUUUUUAUUACAUAGGCUCUGUUUGUACCUAAAUAGGGCAACGCAUCCUGGGAGAUACGACUCAUAAAAUCAAAAAUAUUGAAUCAAUAUAUAUUUUGCAUGUGGAAAUAUUACUCUUAGGGCUUAAAGAGAUGAGUGGUAACAUUAAAUUAUUUUUUGUGACUUCUUUUCCACUCCUGGCUGUUUUAGGGUUAAAAUAAAUACUGCGUUUUCUAGUUUCCAAACUGUAAUUUGUGAGAUUUAUUCUCCAUUCUCAGGGAGCCAGUGUCCUUCAUUGAUUUCCAAAAAGUAAUUCUCACACAGGACUUAGUCAUGCAGAGCCAACAUUUCCUGUUAAUAUCUCUCAUACCUGGCCCAAGGAGAAGCAGCGUAAGGCACAAAGAGAGCUCCUCUUUCCUCUAACCCAAGGAUGACCACUGAAACAGCAUUUGCUGUUAAAAAAAAAUGCUGAUCUCACACAGAGUAGAUUCAUAUCGAGACAAGACAAACCAGUCUCCCAUAUGUUAAUCCAACUUUCAUACCUCAAUAAAAAAAUAAUAUACAGGAUCUUAACAUACAGAGUUUCUUUUUACUUCACUUUGUAGGACUGCUCUUCAAUGAUAAAGAUUUGACAAUGUACACAGCACAACUCUCAAAAAGGUGCUAUCAAGAUCAGGAAAUCAAGAAAAGGCAUGCAGUGUAACAGGUUUUAGCAGGUUUCAAUACGAUGUGACACACCAACUAUGAUUCCUCAAUGGCAAAAUACACCCACUGAAAUUAGAUAUUUUAAAUACUGCACAGUAACUAAUUUGUUUGUAUUGAAAAAAAAAAACAACUGUAUUUCAAGCAUGUAAAUUGACAUGAUAAAAACCGAUGUCUGUGUUCUUUUUUUGUAGCAUUCUUUGGUGCACACAUGAAUGCAGCAAUCCACGUUUUGAUGUAUCUGUAUUACGGCCUGGCCUCCUGUGGACCUAAGAUCCAGAAGUAUUUGUGGUGGAAGAAGUACUUGACCAUCAUCCAGAUGGUAAGAUCAGCACUACUAUUGAGAAAAACUUUAUUAAAGUGGUUCAGAGGGUUUAUCACUCAAUUAGUAUAUAUCUGUACUGCAUUAUCUCAAGAUGUUUUACAAAUACUUUGCAGCAUUUGGCCAGAAACAGACAGAAACCUUGUGCAGAACCAGACUUGCCUCAUCUAGAGCUACUGUGUUGGGAUUGGAAAAGGACCAGAGGGAGAGAGAUGGAUAGAGACCAACAACAACAACAACAGCUGAUACAGGCUUAUAGUUACAGUGCCAAUAAUAAUGCUAAGAUAGGUGUACUUUUUAUAUGAACUGUAAGAUUAAUGAUAAAGACUGAUUUAUGGCAACUACAGUUAACAGGUCUGAUAGGAGCCUUCGUGAUAAUGUGGUUAAUAUACACAGGAGUAGGAAUGAUUAUAUUAAUUACCGCUGUUGAAUUCAAGCUGGUCGGGAAAUGGCUUUUAACAUUGUUACAGUGAUGAUAGUCAAGCUGGUAUUAAUAGCUGCAGCAGCUGGAGUCUGGCAGGUCCACAGCAGCAAGCAGUCUGCAGCAAGGAUCCUGAGGAACCUAUAAGACAGGGGAGCUUAGGGAGUCCCAGAAAGAUCCAUGGUUUGUAACUUUAAUGGGACAUUAGAUAUAAAGUUAAACUCACAGACUGAGAGGGGAGAAAGAGGGAAAGACUGGAGCUCUGUAUGCCAGUUUCCUCUAGCAGUCUAAGCCUGUGGCAACAUAACUAAGAGCUGGUCCAAGCCUAAAACAGCUGUAACCAUGAGCUUUACCCAGAGGGAAAAUUUGAAGUCUACUCUUUAAAGUAAAGGGAGCGUCUAUCUAUCUGACUUGUAAAUGAUUCCAAUAAAGAGCAUUGAUAAGUGAAAACUCUACCUCCAUACCAUACUAAUUUAAAAGACUUGAGUAUGACAAGAAGGCCUGUGUGUUAGUAGCAUUAGUAGUAGUAGGGUCUUACAAGGCUAGUAGGGCACUGCAAGCUCUUUAAGGUGUGGUGGUUUCUCAUCAUAAAGAGCUGUUUAGGUGAGAAGAAGGAUUUAAAAUCUCAUCAUUGAUAGGAUGGGAAGCCAGGGUAGAGAAGCUUAUACAGGAGGGAUGCACUCUCUUUUCCUAGUUUUAGUCUAAACUUCAGUUCCAGCAUUUUGGACCAGCUGAAGAGCCUUCAAAUAAUAACCAGGGCAGCCCGAUAAAAAGGGAAUUACAAUAAUCCAGCCUCGAGGGCACAGAUGCAUGGACUAAUUUUUCUGCAUGGUUCUGAAAAAUGACAUCUGUUUUUUGACUGAUGCCAUCUAACCUAGUACAACAAAGGUUUAAUCCUUCCCCUUGUCUUUCAGUGAAUCUUCAGCUGGAAACUGAGGGACUGACACAAAUAUAAUGUUGAUUUUGUGAAUUUCUUUGCAUCUCAGAUCCAGUUCCAUGUCACCAUCGGCCACACUGCCCUAUCCCUCUACGUCAACUGUGACUUCCCCCACUGGAUGCACUACUCCCUCAUCUGCUACGCCAUCACCUUCAUCAUCCUCUUCGGCAACUUCUACUACCAGACCUACCGCCGCCAGCAGCCCAGACGUGACGCCUCCUCAUCCUCCUCUAAAGCAGCCAAGUCUGUCUCAAACGGGUCCCUCAACGGGCUCAGCAAGGCCGCAAACGGAGCCGUGGUGACAGGGAGCAAAGAGGAGAAGCCUCAGGAGAACUCUGGGAGGAGGAAGAGGAAAGGAAGAGCCAAAAGAGAUUAG